Molecule: messenger RNA, 1961 nt
Organism: Pararge aegeria (speckled wood butterfly)
Lineage: Eukaryota; Metazoa; Arthropoda; Insecta; Lepidoptera; Nymphalidae
Product: gastrula zinc finger protein XlCGF28.1
Exons: 9
Coding region: 58-1170 (370 amino acids)
Cellular component (GO): nucleus
Molecular function (GO): zinc ion binding
Source: RefSeq, a predicted model, not a curated record
UUAGCUAUUUUAGAUCUUCUUUAAUGUUUACUUUACUUACUUUACUGUUGUUCUACAAUGAAUAAAUUAUGUAGAAUUUGUUUAGAGGAAGGUAUCUUAUCAUCUAUAUUCACUAAAAGUUACAAUUUAGCCCUGUGUGAAAUGAUAGAAUACUGCAGUAAUGUUAAGAUAAGCAAAAGUGAUGGCUUACCAGAACAAAUAUGCAGCAAUUGUAUCUACAAAUUGGGAAUAUCUUACCAUUUCAAACAGUCAUGUGAAAGUUCAGAUGUGCGUCUCAGACAGUAUCUAGGACUCAGUAUUCCAAGCAAAGUGAGCCAUGCUAUGGUCAUGACUGAUCCCAUCGUCAUGACCCAACCAACAAUAGUAAAAAAAUGCAAAUGUCAACAUGUACAGCAGAAGAAAAGCUCUUCAAACUACAAAAAGAAACCUGAUACAGAGAAAUUAAAAAGAGGCCCAAAACCAAAACCCAAGAAAGAUUACACCUGCAAUCAGUGCAAUAAGGAAUUUCGAUGCCAAGCGCAGUUAGAAAUGCAUGUGAGAACCCAUACUGGAGACAAACCGUUUGUAUGCAAAUAUUGUCCUCGACGAUUUUCGCAGAAGCACAAUCUGACUAUACAUCUUAGAGUGCACACUGGAGAAAAGCCAUUUCAAUGUGAAAUUUGCAGUAAAAGAUUCUCAGCUCAAGGGAAUUUACAAGCACAUAUAAAAAUCCAUACUGGCCAAAAGGAUCAUGUCUGUUCAUUGUGUAACAAGUCCUUUAUAACGUCCAGUGAAUUAACAAGACACAUACAGAAGCACAGAGGAGUGAAGAAUUUUAAAUGUGAUAUUUGUCCGUCAGCAUACAUUCAUCUCCGGGACUUAAAAUUACACAAACUAAGAAAGCACCAAGCUUCCAAUACGAUAUGUAAACAACGGAAUGAAUACAAUCCCAACAAAAGUAUAGACAUCGUUGGUGUAGAUGAAAGCAAAAAUGUCACUUUGCCAAGAAAGGAUGAAAAUUAUGUAGCGAGCAGUAAAAGUGCUCAAGAGUCUCUUCUAAUCGGCAAUCAUUCAAUUUUCAGUCCUAAUUCAAAUAAAAUAAACGAAUCAUACAUUUGCUCAAACUGUGGUGAAACAUUCGACUAUAUGAGUGCAUUGGCCCAACAUUACUUGCUACAUCAUAAAGUGUAACACCUAGGCGAUAUGGUGGCAAAGCGAUAGGUCCUUAAGAAAGCGGUGCCGCUAUAUUAUGUCCAUAAUAUGAUGGGAAUACCUUAAAAUGACGGUCGUCUAUUCCUCUCGCAGGAAGAGAGGAAAAUGCAAAGACCUUGGUUUUGGAUGAUCAACUCACACUGGAGGAGUGUGGAGGGGCUUAUCUUUAAUUCGAUCUAUAUGCCACAAUUUAUAGUCGCACGCUGAGUCAGUGAAGAAUAUGAAUAUGUAAGUGUGAAAUGAUGUAUAAAUCACGACGUUUACUAAAAUAGCUGAUUAUGAGAAUUAUAGAGUCUAAAACAAAUUUGACAGACUUUGCCUACCAAUCCUGUCUUAACGUCAAAUUCACUUAGUACAUUUAUUGCUCUUACCUAUUCAGGGAUUAUUUGGCGGCUAAGAAAGAACCUUAAACGUAUAAGAGAUGGCUAAGCCUACAGCAUCUUAGUAAAAGCACCGCUAAGACGGCUCCGCUAUUUGAUGUGAAGUCUAGUUUCAGAUAUUUCCGUGAAUUCCCGAGUCGCUACAUUACAGCCGCUAUGUGGCGGCACCGCUCUCCUGUGGAACCAUCGGCAUCUAUACCUGAUCUAAAGUACCUGUUCAUAAUGCUCUACAUUAUUAAGACUGAAAUCAUUAAGAGCUGCCAAUUUAGUGUAGUUAUGGUGUAGCAAUCAAACAAAAAAACCUUUAAUGCAUGUAAAAUACAUGAAUACAAUUUUGUAGUGAUUUAACUUCAUGCGUGCUAUUUAUUUGAAACUUUAUGUUACUAUUUA